AUGGCGACUCCCACAGCUGCCGACAUCUGCUUCACCCGGGAGCUGCACUCACGCUUCUUCAGCCUGGGCCGCUGCGUCCCAGUCUGCCGGGGAGACGGCGUGUACCAGCGAGGGAUGGACUUCAUCCUGGAGAAGCUCAACCAGGGGGACUGGGUGCACGUCUUCCCCGAGGGCAAAGUGAACAUGGGGCAGGAGUUCGUGCGCUUCAAGUGGGGCAUCGGGCGCCUCCUGGCUAAGUGCCGCCUCGACCCCAUCAUCCUGCCCCUGUGGCACGGGGGCAUGAACGACGUCCUGCCCAACACCCCUCCGUACGUGCCCCGCGUGGGGCAGCGGAUCACGGUGGUCGUGGGGCGACCGUUCAGUGUCCGGCCCCUCCUGGAGCGGCUCCGGGCUGAGGGCACAUCGACGGUGGAGAUGCGGAAGGCGCUGACAGAUUUUGUGCAGAGGGAGUUUGAAGCGCUGCGUGGCCAGGCCCGGGCCCUGCACGCUGCCCCAUAG
This is a messenger RNA of Nipponia nippon (crested ibis), 498 nucleotides long. NCBI's taxonomy places the organism in Eukaryota, Metazoa, Chordata, Aves, Pelecaniformes, Threskiornithidae. The record is from RefSeq and is a predicted model, not a curated record.